AUGCCUCCCAAAACCGAGAGAAAGUUUGGAAACUGCAGCACAAAAGCACACAACGGCAGCCAAACCUCCGACCACGAAGAUGUCUUUAUACCGACCGAGAAGCCUUCUCCAAUCCAAACUUCAUUCCCACAAAACCCAGCCGAAAGACAACAGCAAGACCUGCUCGGAGUUGGAUCCAAGGCCGAAUCAACCUGGUCGGCAUGGUACAAGGCUUGA
Messenger RNA from Aspergillus wentii DTO 134E9, 216 nucleotides. RefSeq lists its product as uncharacterized. The coding region runs from base 1 to 216 and encodes 71 amino acids. The record is from RefSeq and is a predicted model, not a curated record. The transcript has 2 exons. Lineage: Eukaryota; Fungi; Ascomycota; Eurotiomycetes; Eurotiales; Aspergillaceae.